Molecule: messenger RNA, 1116 nt
Organism: Linderina pennispora
Lineage: Eukaryota; Fungi; Kickxellomycota; Kickxellomycetes; Kickxellales; Kickxellaceae
Exons: 1
Coding region: 213-923 (236 amino acids)
Source: RefSeq, a predicted model, not a curated record
GGAGGAGCGGGCGCAGCGGGUGAAUGGCGGCGACGCGAACCGGGAUUUCACGCGGCUGACGACCGACCACGGUGACACAAUCCUCUGCUACCGUUGCGGACUGUCGGCACUGCAUGGCCCGGUGGUGCGCUGCGACUACUGCCCGCUAAGCUGGCACUGGGACUGCCUGGACCCGCCGCUGUCCGGGCCCGCCGGCACCGCUGAAACGGUGGAUGUGCCCGAACCACGCCGAGCACGCGCUGCGGCGGCGGCAUAACCGGUUCCGCAAGGAGCGGAUUGUCGAUCUGACGAACGCACCGGACGAUGCACGCAAUAGUGGCGUGAUCGACGUUAUCGACGAUGAGCCGCCGGUGGAGCUGGCCGACCCGAAGGUCAAGUUUCGUGUGCCCGCCACGCUGAUUCGCCGGCAGUUCGAGCUGCGCGUGCAGCGCGACCGGCAGCAGCGAUCGGGCCAGAUCAGUCCCGGGACGGGCAGCCCAUUGACCGAUGAUAGCAGUCCGGUGAUAGAUGGCAAAGCCAAUGGCACCACAGAGCCGUCGCCUGGUGCCAGGCAAAGCAACGGGCUGGAAUCGGGCCCAGUGGCGCUUGCAGAGUGGCUGCAGUCGAUUGUCUCGUUCCAGCAGGAUGUUGCGCAAUUUGUCAUGGCGACGCAUAAUAUUACGCAGGACGCGAGCAGUCCGGGCACAGGCCGCGUCGAUAAGAUGCAGAUGCUUACUGAUAUCGCGGCCAGCGUGCUAAAUCCACCGGCCGCUCUGCCUGCAGCACAAAGUAACCGGGCUGCCCCAAAGUCCGACCAGGCGACAACUCCGAACGCAAGCGUGGCGGCAUCUCGGCUAAAUCAGGUAAUACCAGGCUACGUGGGUUCCUUGUACAGCACGGCCUGUCGCGACAGGACUUGCAGCAGGCACUGGAUGAGAUCUUAAAUGGCAAUGAUGGCGGCAGUGGCCAAGAUGACGUAGGAGUAGCCACCCUGGGCAGCAAAAGUCUGCAGCCCGCUGCAGAAGACGCUGGGCUGGUGGGCAUAAAGCGUCGGCGUGCGAGCACUGAUGAUGGUAUGGAUGCAGGGUGCUCUACAGUAGACGCGAAUGGCGCGAAGCAGGUGCGGAUGCAGCUGCG